This is a messenger RNA of [Torrubiella] hemipterigena, 1792 nucleotides long. Lineage: Eukaryota; Fungi; Ascomycota; Sordariomycetes; Hypocreales; Clavicipitaceae. The record is from the annotation of a GenBank genome assembly.
CCGAAUCUAAAACGUCGUCAUAGGAGUAUCUGGAUGUCCGGGGGUUCCCUUAUCUCUUGGCGCCAUUCUCUGUGAAUGUUGCCAUCUUGACUUGUUAUAUAAAGCUCUCGUAGUCCCCGCGAAUCCACAACUUCACGAUCUUGAUUUCUUAGCCUCACUCUUCCUAUCUCCUUUCCUAUUACUCCUAAGACACUUGUUCUACCCGUCACCACUUAUACACAACAACUACAAGUGGAUUACAGUCUCUUACAACAGUUGGCCUUUGCAAAACAGCUUAGGUUAAACAAAACAACUUCCACUCCUCCCCUACUACACCUAUCACACAUUUUUGCCCACAAUGGCGCCUAAAGCUGUUCACUUUGGAGCCGGCAAUAUCGGCCGUGGCUUUGUUGCCUGCUUCCUUCAUAACUCUGGAUACGACGUCAUCUUUGCUGAUGUCGCCGACGCUCUCAUCGAUAAGAUCAACGAAACCUCGUCGUAUCGCGUCAUCGAAGUUGGCGUCGAAGGUACCACCGAAAGCACAAUCACAAAUUACCGCGCCAUCAACUCCAAGACGCAUGAGGCUGAACUGGUAGAUCAGAUCGCCGAGGCUGACAUUGUGACUUGCUCUGUUGGUCCCAACAUCCUCAAGUUUAUUGCUCCCGUCAUUGCCCAGGGUAUCGACAAGCGUUCUACUGAUCUCGCUCCUCUAUAUGUCAUUGCUUGCGAAAAUGCCAUCGGCGCGACCGACACUCUCGCUUCUUUUAUCAAGGACCCUAAGAACACCACUCCUGAGCGCCUCGCCGAGCACGACAAGCUCGCCCGCUACGCCAACUCCGCCAUCGACCGCAUCGUCCCUGCUCAAGAUCCCGAUGCUGGACUCGAUGUCACGCUAGAGAAGUUCUUUGAGUGGGUUGUUGAUAAGACCCCCUUUGAAGACUGCGGCAUCCCCCCAAUUGAGGGUAUUACCUGGGUUGAGAAUCUCGCUCCUUUCAUCGAGCGCAAGCUCUUCACCGUCAACACCAGCCAUGCCACUGCUGCAUAUCAUGGCUACAACCGCAGAAAGCGCACCGUCUAUGAUGCCCUCCAAGAUAAGAACAUUAUGAAGGAGGUCCGCGGUGCGCUCAUGGAGACCAAGAACCUUAUCGUCAACAAGCACGGUAUUGAUGAGGCCGCCCAACAGGCUUACGUUGACAAGAUCAUCAAGCGUAUUGGCAACCCCCAUCUUGAAGACGCCGUUGAGCGUGUUGGCAGAGCCCCUCUCCGCAAGCUCUCUCGCAAGGAGCGCUUCGUUGGCCCCGCCGCUGAGCUUGCUGAGAACGACCAGCCUAUCGACUAUCUUCUCGAAGCUAUCGAAAUGGCUUUCCGUUUCCAGGAUGUUGAUGAGGACAAUGAGUCUACGGAACUUGCAUCCAUCAUGUCGCAAGAUACUCCCGAAGACGUUGUCAACAAGGUCUGUGGCAUCCAAGCUACGGAGAAGAUUUACCCUCGUCUUGUUGAUAUCGUCAAGCGCGUCCAGGAUGACUCCCGUGAUGAUUGACUCCUGGAUGGCGAUGCUGUGAGACCCACAGCUCGCCUACACAAGAUGUAAGGGCAUCUACAAUACACUGUUAACGUUGUUUGACGGAAAAUGAAGUUACGAUGCAUUUUGUCGUUUCUCGCUGCAUCCGACAGUAGUAUCACUGCGGUGUAGCAUGUUACAUGUGAUUAGCACGGAGUACUGGAAAGGGUUGUUUUUUAACUGGGAGCGAUACACUUUUGAAUUUGAUAGAAUGCAAUUUUAUGCACAAAAUGAAUACACUUUUCUUAAAGC